This is a messenger RNA of Morus notabilis, 2342 nucleotides long. Its product is annotated as heterogeneous nuclear ribonucleoprotein 1. The record is from RefSeq and is a predicted model, not a curated record. The coding region runs from base 288 to 1700 and encodes 470 amino acids. Lineage: Eukaryota; Viridiplantae; Streptophyta; Magnoliopsida; Rosales; Moraceae. The transcript is spliced from 5 exons. Gene Ontology annotation, molecular function: RNA binding.
UUGAGAAGAAGAAGAAAAAAGGGAAGAAAAAAAGAGAAGAGAAGAGAGAGCUAAAAAGGAUGGCCUCUCGCCCUCUAAUCCUAUUAUGCCUCCUCUCAGAUCUUAGAUUCUCAUAAUUUCCCAUCUGGGUUCUCUUCAUUUGGAAUCCUGUGAUUGCUUGUCGAUCGGUAAUCCUGGGAUUGAAUCCGAGGAUACCCAUUUUGAUAUAUAACAAGAAGAGAAUUUCGGCUUCCUUGUGAAUUAUCCGUUUUAAGGAUUUAUUUUUUUUAAUGGAAAUCUUGAGCUGAAUGGAAAUGGAGCCCGGCAAGCUUUUCAUUGGCGGUAUAUCUUGGGACACAACUGAGGACCGUCUUAGGGAGUAUUUCCAGUCUUUUGGAGACGUGGUGGAGGCGGUGAUAAUGAAGGAUCGAGCCACAGGCCGUGCUCGCGGAUUCGGUUUUAUCGUAUUUGCUGAUCCUACUGUUGCAGAGAAAGUUGUUACAGAGAAGCACGUCAUAGAUAGUAGAUUUGUUGAAGCCAAAAAAGCAGUUCCUAGGGAUGAUCAGAACAUUCUCAACAGAAAUAACAGCAGCAUUCAGGGGUCACCAGGUCCUGCCCGCACAAAGAAGAUAUUUGUAGGAGGUUUAGCAUCGACAGUAACUGAGAGUGACUUUAAGAAGUAUUUUGAUCAAUUUGGGACAAUUACCGAUGUUGUUGUCAUGUAUGACCACAAUACACAAAGGCCUAGAGGUUUUGGGUUCAUUACAUAUGAUUCAGAGGAUGCAGUAGAUAAAGUGUUGUACAAAACCUUCCAUGAGCUGAAUGGUAAGAUGGUUGAGGUUAAGCGGGCUGUUCCAAAGGAAUUAUCCCCGGGGCCAAGUCGGGGCCAGUUAGGUGUAUAUAACCAUGGUCUGGGUAGAGUUAGUAGCUUCCUUAAUGGUUAUUCUCAGGGUUAUAAUUUAAACUCAGUUGGAGGGUAUGGUAGACUUAGUCCAGUUACGGUUGGUCGAAAUGGAUUUUCCCCCUUCGGUCCUGGUUAUGGGGUGGGUGUGAAUUUUGAGACAGGGUUGAGUCCAAGCUAUGGAGUUAAUGCAAACCUCAGUUCUAACCUCAACUUUGGACGGGGAUUGAGCCCCUCAUAUAGUAGUAGCUCAAACAGAUUUGGUAGCACCCCUGGCUAUGGUGGUGGCAAUGAAGGAAAUAGCUCUAUCCUAAGUACAACAGGUCGGAAUUUUUGGGGGAAUGGCAAUCUGAGCUAUCCUACAAACUCUGCAAACUCAAGUGCUUUUAUAGGUUCUGCUGGUGGCAACACAGGAGUGGGUUCUUUGGGCAGUAUUGGAGCACUUUGGGGCUCCUCCCCUAAUCCAAGUCAAGGUGGAGGUGCUGGUUCAAACUAUAAUACUGGCAGUCUCGUUUAUGGCAGCGGAGAUGUUCGGUUUCGAUCUGGAGGUUUAGGCUAUGGGAGAAACGGUGGAAGUGUAGCACCGGGAUCAUCAUAUGGUGCAAAUGGUGGUUAUGAUGGGGCUCAUUCAGAUAUUUAUGAUGGUGGUGCACUCUAUGGGGAUUCCACUUGGAAAUCCUCACAAUCAGAGCUGGAUGGGUCUGGCUCAUUUGGAUUUGGGCUUGGAAAUGGAGCUUCAGAUGUCAUGAGCAAAAAUUCUGGUUACAUUGGUGGUUAUGGGGUUACUGCUAGACAGUCUACUCGAGGAAUUGCUGCCUAGGAAGUUUAUGAGAUUGGUGUCUAAAGGCGCUACAUUAUAGGUGGAAGUGUAUUCGCUGGGCAGGUGGGAUGUUGAGAAACUACAUUUUUACGACAAUAUGAUUAGAGCUAAUUGGUUCUCCUGUUAUUGAAGAAGUAAUUAUAGAGAGCAGUUCACAAAAGGAUUUCGGUGAAAGGUUUGAGAUCGAGUUUGGCAUAGGUUUCCUCUGUUUGGAUUUCGUUUGAGGUGUAUAACCAGAUUGCGGAGUGUACGCAGAACUGUUGUAUCAUGUGUCUCAGAUGAGAGAGUUAGAGAGAGAGAGAGAGAAAGAGCGAUACAUAAAAAGGAAGUGUUUUCUUUUCUUCUUUUCCUAUCUUUCUCUGCUGUAAUAUCCAGCGUAUUUGUUUGUUUUGUCAGUCAGGUAUUUUUACUCUGAUUUUUUGUUCACCUCUCUUUGGUUCUGUUGUUGAGCAGAUCAUAUGAAGUGUCUGAUUGUUUACUAAGUGUGGUACAAUACUGAAAAUAAGUCGCGCCUAGUUAAAAUGUUCACGAUACAUGACGACUUGGUCUUCACCACUCUCACUUUUCCUUGUUAGAUAGGUUCUUAUACUUUCUUACUUUGUUGAAGAAUGGAAGAAUGCAACUCAUUUUCCAUUUUAUUAU